GUACUCCCUGAUUUGCUUUUUCACAGUUAUCUGCAGAAAAAUUCGCUGAGAGAGCUUCCACAUAGUAUCUUCAAGGGUCUCUUCAACCUCCGAAACGUGUAAGUUUUGUGACCCGUUUAUUUUUCUCUCGGUGCGACGUGUAGUCCGUUGUUACUUUAUCACCCCCAUAUCAGCUUUGAAAUCUGCGCAAACAGAGGAAAUUCUGUAUACAACAACAUUCCUAAAAAUUUUAAAAUUUUACAUUGCUUAGUAACAGCCAAGUAUGCUCAGCACAAGCAUUAAGAGUCAGAGAACAGAGUGUGCACCGUAUUAAAAUGAAAUACCUCUAAACAAGAGAGCAUGGAAUAGAGAGCAGGGAAACGCACAGUCUAGCCCUAGCGAUGUGAAUUUCACCAAAGUUAUUUUUAGAUCAAUUAAACGAUUGAAAUUCAUCAAAAGUUGGUUUCUGGAGAGGUCCACAAACAUUUAUAAAGUGUUUUCAAGAAAGAACGUUGGGACAUUAUUCUCUCUUGGUGUGUCUCCGUUACAAUGAUUAUUCUGCAUUGUUUGCUUUGAGGUAGUCGCGAGUGGACUUGAUGACGUUUCAAACAGUCAAUUUAAAUGUGUGAACGUCCCAGGAACUAGAAUUCCGUUGAAUUUCAACUUUUAAAUAGAACUUAAGUGAAAUUCACGUAUCCCGGUCAAGGCCCUAAGAUUCUCUGUACGACCCAUUAGUCUCUCUUGCUCCAAACUACUUCAUGAAACUCUAAUGAAAUUAUUUAUUUAAAAAAUACAGAAAAAUGGACACCUUCUCUUUAUGUUGCUACGUCCAUGUUAGCCUUAAAGAAGUAGCAUGUCAAUUUCCUAAAGAAGCAAAAGAUGCCUUCUCUGGCUGCAAUCGCAUGAUUCAUCACCAGAGCCUCAGAAUCAGCAUAUGGCUGCUCGGUCUUCUUGCGGAUCUUGGUAAUCUGGCGGUUAUCGCCUGGCGAAUGAUUCGGCGGGAAGACCACCCAAUUCAAAGUUGCCUUCUGACAAAUCUUGCAUUGUCUGACUUCCUCAUGGGAGUUUAUCUUAUGAUUAUUUCCAUUCAACUCCUUUCGAAAUGUAAUUUUAAAAACCAACGAGGUACAAGCACAAGAAAUCUAAGGAUCUAGCUGUCUAGAAAUCCCUCAGAACAUCAUAUCUACUUUCCAUGACCAGGUUUUCUUUCCAGGUUUCUUUCGCUCUUUAUCUCCUAAGCCACUCAAAUUUGAUUUACAGACUGUCCGGAAGUAUGCAACUGCUCCAUAAGUAACACAGCUCCAUUUUGGAAAAUGGUUGACUGCAGUAGCAGGGGAUUGACAGAAAUUCCACGAGACUUACCAUGGGACGCUGAAUAUUUGUAAGGGCAAGAUAUUAUUGAAGCUCUUUCCCGAAAUCAUAAAAAUAUGAGAUUGCUAAUUUUCAUCUCAAAAGCAUUUUUUGACGUUUUGUUGUUUUUUAAGGUAAUAUUACAUAUAAUGAAUAUUUUUCCUCAAGAACAACCUUGUGUUUAGUUGAGAUGUACAGUAAACACCCGCAUCUAAGCACCUGCGGAAACCCUAACAGAAAUUUGCCACUUUAAUACCCCAAAAUACAAGAAUCUGUUUAGCCAAACAAGAUCAAGCAGAUUCUUAUGUGGGUUGCAGUUAGAUUAUGAUGAACACUGAUUGAACCAAGGAGUGUAACUUUGAAGAAAGUCAUAGAAACAUAGUCUUUACGUGAAUCAAUGUUCCGUCUUUUUAGUUCCUUUCCAAAAACUGAACAGAAAUAAAAGUUAAUUAAUCCGAACAACAAGAUUAAGUUUAUAUAAAGUACAGACUGCUGUAAUGAUCGUCUUCAUGGAACUUGGAUACAAAAGGUAUAUUUUUAAAGGACCAAAGAACCCACGUUUAUUUAUUUUUGUGGUAAUCAAUAAUCGGUUUUCCCCUAUAUAGAAAUUAAGAACCUAAUUAAGAACCUACUAAUAAAUAUCCCAAAAUACAAGAACCAAUUUUAUUGCGAGUCUUCCCAAACCGAACUUACGAAAACGAUAGAGAGCUCCGCAGGGUGGUGCACUGGUUUGCUGAAGAGAUGACCUAAGCAAGAAUCUCAACAGUUUGGGAUAAAUGGUCACAAGCGUGACGUUUUUAAUUGAAACCAAUGAUAAAAAUAACUAAUUAACAUCUCUUCAGGAAAGGUGGGGACAAAAAUCCGCCACAAAUUAGCAAAUACUUACCACAAACUAAAAAAGAUAAAACUAUAAGAGGAUGUAGACAGUGGCAGGUCGGAGACUGGGGAGGUAGUGGGAAAAAUUUUCCACUAAGCUUCAAAGGGAUGUCAGUACAUGUUGAUGGCAAUGGCUGGAAGGGCCGCAUAAAACAUAUAACAAGUCUUUUAUACAGAACUAAACACGUUCGAUCUCCUAAUUGGCCAGGGAACCACCGCCUGCACACUGUUGAUAAGAAACGAGAAAUCCCUAGAAAUAAAAUGACAUUAUGAUUCCAUCUUCUCGUCAUAAUGUUUGUUUUUCCAGGCUUUAAAAAAGUAGGUUCUUAUAUGCGGGAGUUUACUGUAUAUUUACUUUAACUUUAAACUUAGGAAUGCUUGACUAAUCACGCACCUGGUGACCUAAUAUCUGAUUUAACCUACUGAGGAACUAAUAUUUGGGCUACAAAAACCCUAUCAAACCAUUUUAGCCCUUUCUAGCCCUGUCAUUUCUAAGAGCCGUUUAUCAGAGCCUAUCAUUCUACGUUUUGCAGAAAUCUCUCCAACAAUCAACUAGAAGGAAAAAUCAGACCGCGUUCUUUUCAUAGGCUUGGCAGUCUUGUCAGUCUGUAAGUAUGCAAUAAUCGGUUUCUAUUCAUUUCUUCUGAACAAGUCAGAAUGAGCAAGUCAUUUGCGAAACGACCACCCGUUUCGGUGUGAAAUCGGUCUACCGGUGGACUGGAACGGGUAGUGUAUAUAUGUGUAAUGUCUGCGAUUUUGAAUCGCAUGUGUAUUUUAUCAACGUGAAGUGUACCCUCAAAUAACCGAGAUAUGAAAUGACCCACCAUCAUGUAAACGCGUUACGAAAUCAAAAAGUCAUCACGGUAUGAAACUCGCGCCGAUGCAAGUUUUCUCAUGUAAACACCCCCUAAAGUUCCUCCGUGCAUGAGGAACAUAAGUGCGUAACAUUAACCUUUCCCGGCUGUCUGUAUAUCGUUCACUGUAUUUCUAUCUCUAGGUCGCAUUAUCAGGACCCACAGGGGAAUGUUACCAACGAGGGCGCAAAAACAAUGCCGUAAGCGUGAGCACACUGUGGGUGUCCCGCAUGCCAUCCCGGAAAUUUUGUUAUUUGGGGAUUCUAAAGUGGUUAGAAAUCCAUCUAAAUUUAUUAUCGUCUUUAUUCAAAUGCAAAUUAUGAAAUAACUACAUGGCAAAAACGUUUUAAAAUCUGCAUUUGAUGAUCCAUCAAUCGUUAUUAUCGACCAAUAACAUCGCGACGCAAUUGACCAAUCAAGUCCAUAACCAGAGUAUAAUAUCAUCAACUGACGUGAUUAACUGACUUGAUACAACUCACUUUGACUCUGGAGAUGACUAUUGCGCAGCAGGUUGUCGGAACGUCGGUCACUGUCAACAACAACAGACCUAUUCAGGACUACGUUCACCUGGACGAUCAAACUCGACCUACUUUUGAAACUCUUUACAGUUUGAAAUCCUCACUAAAUGUCCUUCAUUAUUUCUAGCGACUGACACGAAGCUUCCAAUUUGGGAUCUCAGGGAAAUUUGUCGGUCCCUUUUACUUGCAAUAAAAGAUGUUCUAUUACGUGUCUCCUUUAAAUGUAAGAUUUUUCUAUUCUGCCCAGUUUUUGGAAAGGAACUGCGCGGUCCUGAUUAUUCAUGUGUUGUUAAGUUGAAGGGUAUGAAUCGCUGAAUAACACGUAGCAGUAAGGUAGUUUUAAUAUUUAAAGAUAUUUUUAACUCUGUUUAUCCUUUUUGAUGCUCCGUUAUGCCCAGGUCAGUGCUCUGUGUUAAGCAUGCAGUACAUACGUGUAAGAGCUCUGCGUACUUUGCAAUACUUAAAAAACAUGUUACCAUACAAAUGUAUUUUCAGUGAUUUGUCCAACAACCGUCUUGUGGGAUUGCCUUGGUUCAUUUUCAACGACCUGACGAAUCUGACUACUAUGUAAGUUAACCAUUAGUUCGGGAAUAAGUACAAGGAUUUUUCUAAAAUUAUCUUAGACGCCUUAAGUAUACUUUGGUUACCUUUAACGACUAAAUUUAAUGGCCAAGUCAAUUCUAGAAUACCUGUGGUUCUUCCAUGGUUAGCAGAGAACUGUAAAAUACCUGUUUUAUGGCUAAAAUACUUUCCACUGAAAGAAAGCCUUCAAUACUAUAGCAAAUUAACGUUAAAUUGAUAAAUGGUAAGAUAAAAAUUGAAUUCUGUCUUACGCUUUUAAGAAAAGUUGAUUGAGUAGUAACAAUGGACUUUCAUGAGAGUUCGUUCGGUGCAGUUAGAGUUGCUAGCCGAUAAAAAAAAGUCGGGAAGAUACGAGGAGUGUAGAAAAACGAGUGAAGGCCAUAAAAAAACAUUUCAAAUUUGUUUCCUAAGUUUAUUAUUGUCGUUUAAAGGAGAGUAAUGAUCAUAAUACUACUUUUUACAGUUUCCCUUGAGAAUGAACAACAACUACCUCAAGUAGUCCUCUUAAAAUACCAAAGGUUUUCUCAAACUUUAUCCAACGUCGCCAUUACCUCUACUAUAAAGUAACAACCUACUGCUAUAACAGCCAGCCCAGAUCUACCCUGCGUCGAGAAGUAAUUUAACUCAAGUUAGUGGCCAACGGUUUAGUUUCGUCUGUGGCGAAGGCUACCCACACUGUAUGUGAGCCUUCAGUACAAUCCCGAAAUGAACAUAUGUGAGCCGUUGGAGGGGAUUUCAAAUGAAAACCGCCGCGUGGGAAUUUUUAAAAAAAGAUGUGUACCCGAAUUACCUUGUGCAUUCGUUGCGUCUAUAACAUGUAAAACACACUUCUAAGGGGAUAAUGGGGUUCAGGUUUACUUAUUAUCUUUUUAUUUCAACAAAUUCGUGCCACCUAAUGUUUUGAAUCGCUUCCUUCAAGUUUUGGCUGUCUGUAAUACUGUUAGGAAUAGAAACUGUCGCAGUACUCCCUGAUUUGCUUUUUCACAGUUAUCUGCAGAAAAAUUCGCUGAGAGAGCUUCCACAUAGUAUCUUCAAGGGUCUCUUCAACCUCCGAAACGUGUAAGUUUUGUGACCCGUUUAUUUUUCUCUCGGUGCGACGUGUAGUCCGUUGUUACUUUAUCACCCCCAUAUCAGCUUUGAAAUCUGCGCAAACAGAGGAAAUUCUGUAUACAACAACAUUCCUAAAAAUUUUAAAAUUUUACAUUGCUUAGUAACAGCCAAGUAUGCUCAGCACAAGCAUUAAGAGUCAGAGAACAGAGUGUGCACCGUAUUAAAAUGAAAUACCUCUAAACAAGAGAGCAUGGAAUAGAGAGCAGGGAAACGCACAGUCUAGCCCUAGCGAUGUGAAUUUCACCAAAGUUAUUUUUAGAUCAAUUAAACGAUUGAAAUUCAUCAAAAGUUGGUUUCUGGAGAGGUCCACAAACAUUUAUAAAGUGUUUUCAAGAAAGAACGUUGGGACAUUAUUCUCUCUUGGUGUGUCUCCGUUACAAUGAUUAUUCUGCAUUGUUUGCUUUGAGGUAGUCGCGAGUGGACUUGAUGACGUUUCAAACAGUCAAUUUAAAUGUGUGAACGUCCCAGGAACUAGAAUUCCGUUGAAUUUCAACUUUUAAAUAGAACUUAAGUGAAAUUCACGUAUCCCGGUCAAGGCCCUAAGAUUCCCUGUACGACCCAUUAGUCUCUCUUGCUCCAAACUACUUCAUGCAACUCUAAUGAAAUUAUUUAUUUAAAAAAUACAGAAAAAUGGACACCUUCUCUUUAUGUUGCUACGUCAAUGUUAGCCUUAAAGAAGUAGCAUGUCAAUUUCCUAAAGAAGCAAAAGAUGCCUUCUCUGGCUGCAAUCGCAUGAUUCAUCACCAGAGCCUCAGAAUCAGCAUAUGGUUGCUCGGCCUUCUUGCGGUGCUUGGUAAUCUGGCGGUUAUCGCCUGGCGAAUGAUUCGGCGGGAAGACCACCCAAUUCAAAGUUGCCUUCUGACAAAUCUUGCAUUGUCUGACUUCCUCAUGGGAGUUUAUCUUAUGAUUAUUUCCAUUCAAGACCAAAUACUUUCAGGUUAGUGUCUUUCCAUUCCUUUAUAUGUAUCUUUUCCCCGGGUUCAAAUCCAGACGUCGACGCCAUAUGUGUGUUGAGUUUGUUGAAGGUCCUAUCUUUUGCAGCGAAAGGUUUAUCUCUGUGUACCCCGGUUUUCUACUCUCCUCAAAAUCAAACAUUACCAAAUUCCAAUUCGAGUAUCAUAGGGCGCACCGGUUAAGCAUCUUUUUUGAAGUGGAAUACAUUAACACCGAUAACGUCAUAGCCUUUUGUCUUUCUCUCACGAAUAAAAUGCGCAGGAAUAUUUUUGGUGCUAGAAAGGGCUAGUUGGCCUCUGCCCUCAUUAAUUAUGCACGAUUUUGGUCGCCAAGAAUCAGUGCAUGCAAACCAAAACUUCAAUUAUAUUGGAAAAAUUUUUCUGCACAUUUUGUGCAUGAGAUAAAGAUAAAAGGUUAUGAUCGAUGUUAAUGUACUCCACUUCCAACUGAUGAGAUUUCACUCAAAAAAGAGGCCUAAUCAGUGCGCCCUAAACUGCUAAUUCGACCUGGAAUCAGGUAGACGAAAAACCCUAAGCGGAUGAGCUACCUAUAAAUCGUUAUCAUUUAUUUAUUUACUUAUUUAUAUAAUUAUUUGUAUACUUAUGUAUUUAUGUAUUUAAUUUAUUCAAUACUCUUCUCCAAAAUAAGAGCGAGCACAGUGUUAAUUUUUAAAUGAUUUUAAAGCUAACAAUACCGCGGUAUUUUUAUCACAGAAUUUAAGUUGUUCAUAAGCAAACUGUUGUUUCACUAUAAUGUGCUGAACGCAAAACUCCUUAUAGACGAGUAUUAACGAAGUGAAGAAUACUGCGUUUUCCUAGGUAAUUACUUCAGCUACGAUCGAAAAUGGCGAUCAGGAGAGUUAUGCAGAUUUGCUGGUGCCUUGUCAGUGUUAUCAAGUGAGGUAUCUGUUUUGAUGUUAACUGUUAUCACCGCCGAGCGCCUGAUCAGUAUCGUCUUUGCACUAAAGAUUUCUCGGCUGACCUUGCGAGGAGCCUACCGCAUAUGUUCUGCGGUUUGGAUAUUCGGAGUUGCUAUCGCCAUUGUGCCUAAGUUUGACUUUCCAUACUUCUGCAAUAAGGACAGAGAAUAUGGGUAUUAUGGUACGUAAUAUUUUCUCUAUUAAUACUAAGUUAACAACAGUACAAAGCGAAUGCGCAGAAAGAUGUCAAUCAAAAUCAAAAUCAUUUUAUCAUGAAACAAGAAUAGUAUUAUUUCGAGAGCACUAUUAUCGUCAUCAUUAUUAUUAUUUAUUAUUAUUAUUAUUAUUAUUAUUAUUAUUAUUAUUAUUAUUACUAUUGUGUGAUCCUCCUCAGUUGUUAUUAUUUCAUGAAGGAAGACGAGGGGCUAUUUCAAACUUUUCACUAUAACUGCUCUAUAACAGACUACUGGGGCUCCACUGAGGUAAGCAGGAGCAUUGAAUAAGACAAACUUCUCAAUUCAACUCACUACCAUGAAAAUUAGUCACCUUAUAAUAGGAAUGAUUACUAAAACUAAACAAAAUAACAAUGUAGAGCCUGGUAUUAACCAUACCUUGCUCGACUUUGUCUGGCAAAGUGACAAAGUGUCCCUUCUUACAUGCAGAGCUCUCGUACAACCGAAAUCGUUUUGACAGACUAACAGAUUGGCAGUGAUAACGUAUCAUUGGGUAAUCGGCUCCUGGUAUCACUUAAGACGUGCGCAGUGUGAUGAGGUCAUCCGUCAUGAGAAAAAAUAUGCACACUACAAUAUUUAGUAGCCUGGGCUGUUAAAUCUAAUUUUAUUGUCGCUGUCAAUCAAAUCCCGUAACUAUAUAUUCCUAAAAAAGUUUUUAUUUAGGAGGGGCUCCUGCUUAUUUCCACAUGAGAGUGGGAGGGUGGAGCCAGGUGCUAUUCUGAACCGGUGUAAUUAUCACUGGCAAUGUUAUUGUUAUGGCUAAGACGUUUGGGUGGCUGAAAUGUUAAGACGAACACUCUAGGACAUUAACGGCACAGGAAAAAAAAUCUGCCAUUUUAAAUUAUGAGUCUGCACAGUCAAAGUGACGUCGGCAAGGGAAUAAUGUAUACAUGCCGGUUAAUAAAGAGAUGAGUUUCCUCUAUACAAAUUCAGGAAAUAAAAAAGGGUAAACAGCCUUCUCUUGGAAACGUCAAUCACUCAUUCGCCCAUGUAAGAGAAUCCAACACAGUCUUGGAUUCUGGAUUCCACGCCAUGGAUUCUGGAUUCCAGGAGCUGGAUUUUAGUUGGAUUUUAGUUGGAUACCGGAUUACUUGAGCUGUAUUCCGGAUUCCAAAGCCUCGGAUUCCGGAUUCCACAAGCAAAAAUUUCACACAUUCUGCUUUCCACGAACAACAAUUUUCCGGAAUCAGGUUUCCCUUACAUAUGGUGAACUCAAGACAAAUAAUUGACACAAAAAAGGUUCCGUGUAAGGAAAAUUCAUUUUAUUGGUGAUUUCUCAUCGUUAUUAAUCCUUUGAAUCUAUACAAAGGUAAAGGCGCACACGAGCCAAAGGCCCAAACGGCCGGAACUUAUCGCGGUUUCAUUAGCAUGAAGCACCUAAGAGUAUUGCUACUCCUCCCUGGACGGGAUGCUAGUCCAUCGCAGGGUUACUCCCCAGCAGUAUGUCGCCGCUACCCAUUUAUUCACCUGGGUGAAGAGAGAUAAAGUGGAGUAAAGUUACUUGUCUAAAGGAACAACGCGAAGGGCACGGCUUGAACCCCGGACCUCCAAAUCCGUUGAAUCUAUGGCUCUCCUAAAACAGUACGGGUAUUCUUGUGCCACCAUCGGUCCAAAACCUACAUUGUAACCUUAUUAGGAUUAAGUAGAGCUGGGCUUUAAUUUUUCCAACUGUCAUUUAAAUGUUUUAACGAUUAAAAACCUUCCAUUAAAUCUCAUCAAGUCUGGUGCACAGCAAGCAUUUUAAUCUCAAUCUAAUAACUUUUGUCCCAUACAGGUCGUUCGUCGGUUUGUCUUCCUCUCCAACUGUCCUCAGAACGACUUGCAGGCUGGGAAUAUUCAGUUGCCAUAUUCAUCAUUCUGAAUCUCGCAGCUUUCCUUUUCAUCCUGGCAGCUUACAUUUUCAUUAUACUCACGGUCUUUAAAUCACAACGGAGAAUCACCUCAAACGGAGAAUCCAAUACCAGCCUCAACAGAGAGUCGACGCUCGCACGGAGAGUGUUCGCCAUCAUCUUAACUGACUUCAGUUGCUGGGUCCCAGUAGUAAUCCUGAGCAUUCUUGCUCUCUUUGGUAAAUUCAAAGAUCCUGACGGGACGGUUUAUGUGUGGUUUGCUGUUUUUGUUCUGCCAAUCAACUCCUCUGUUAAUCCAGUUCUAUACACGUUUUCAACGCCGAAGGUACUUGUUAAACACCCACAAAGUUGA
Molecule: messenger RNA, 9577 nt
Organism: Porites evermanni
Lineage: Eukaryota; Metazoa; Cnidaria; Anthozoa; Scleractinia; Poritidae
Source: the annotation of a GenBank genome assembly